Messenger RNA from Babesia bovis T2Bo, 1161 nucleotides. RefSeq names its product putative methyltransferase family protein. The transcript has 3 exons. The coding region runs from base 21 to 1121 and encodes 366 amino acids. The record is from RefSeq and is a predicted model, not a curated record. NCBI's taxonomy places the organism in Eukaryota, Apicomplexa, Aconoidasida, Piroplasmida, Babesiidae.
CUAAUUUAGUAAUAUAACCAAUGGAAUCGAUUACUUGCAUAGAUUUAAGUAAGCUACUAAUUGAAUAUACUGGGCAUGUCUUGGACCUAGAGACCAUAAAGGUGUCGCGAUAUGACACCUCAGAGGAACUAUCUAAUACCGAAAAGUAUUCUGGAGGUAUAAAAUGUGAUCCUUUGGAACAUAUAAAAAUCAGAAUCGCCAACAUACCGCAAGAUAAACGCACUGCAAAUGUAAAGCGACGUAAAUAUGAAGGCGGUUUCACCAUCUGGGAGAGUACGUGGCUACUGGCUGCCUUUAUAGAGAAGCAUGUUAAACCCGGAAAUAACAACUUCGCAAUCGAUCUAGGAUGCGGUAAUGGAAUAUGUGGAAUCCUGGCACUAAGGAAAAACUAUAACGUACUAUUCCAGGAUCUCAAUUGGGAUGUGCUGCAGGAAUCGGUUAUACCAAACUGUCUCUUAAAUUCAUGCUUGCCACAGUUGAUAUCAGUGUAUAGGAAACGACUUGAAAAGGACGUCUUAACUGAGAGUGUACACCAAGAUAGUGGCAAUGAGACUUCUAGCCACGUGGUACCUGUAGAACAAAUCGGUGUCCACCAAGUUGUGAACGUAACUUUUGAAAGUACUAAGGAUAACAUUAUCCAACAUAGCAGGUUCAUCAGAGCAACUGUCCGGGAUAAGAACAUAACUCCAAAGGGUGCUGAUGACGACAAACAACUCGAUCAGACUAUUCUAGGAAACUAUACUAUAUCAGAUGACAAAUCAAUGCAAUACGAAUUGCUCUCAACUAUGUGGGAGGAUAUGCCAACGCUAUCAACAUCAAUACUGUCAAACAGAAUGAAUAAAUGCGCCCUCAUCGUAGCAGGUGAGUGCCUUUAUAGACAAGAAUGCUACGAUGCUAUCGCAAAGGUUAUACAUACCUAUCUAUGCCCCGAAACCGGAGUGGCAUAUAUAGGAACCAAAAGGGUAUAUUUUGGCAUGGAUGGAGGUACAUUUGAGUUCAUAUCCUUUAUAAAGGAUCAAUGCGAUUUAUCUCCGAAGUUAACAGCCAAGGUAUGCAAGUCACACCGCACUCCAGGCAGCACCAACAUCAUAGACAUUAUAGAAGUACGAUUCGAUGUGUAGACAAGUGCUUUUCAAACCGACAUCGCAGAAUAUCCUGGCU